Messenger RNA from Prunus armeniaca (apricot), 393 nucleotides. The record is from the annotation of a GenBank genome assembly. Lineage: Eukaryota; Viridiplantae; Streptophyta; Magnoliopsida; Rosales; Rosaceae.
AUGGGUGAAAAGCAUCACCAUGAUUCUGAGGUUGUAACCAGUUUGCAUCACGACAUGCUGGUCUCAGAUUUCGGGAGCAAAGAAGCCGCUUAUGAUUCUAUGGUGUACAGUUACAAGCAUGGAUUCUCCGGUUUCGCAGCUGAAGUCACAGAAUCUCAAGCUCAGAAGAUUACAGAGUUCAUGCCCAUUCCAUUUCCAGGAGGAGCUGAGGCCUCUGUGGCGUAUGAUCUGCUGCAACAACCCAUUAUGCAGUUCAUGGAACGCGAUCAGAAGCUGCAUCAAGAAGAUCAUUUAGGAUAUUUGGAGCACUUAAGACAUGAUGGAAAUGAUGACGUCAGCACAUAUUGGGAGCUGGCUGGAAGAUACAUGCCGGCGUUGACUGUUGAGUGUUGA